Messenger RNA from Orbicella faveolata, 2483 nucleotides. RefSeq lists its product as uncharacterized. NCBI's taxonomy places the organism in Eukaryota, Metazoa, Cnidaria, Anthozoa, Scleractinia, Merulinidae. The record is from RefSeq and is a predicted model, not a curated record. Gene Ontology annotation, cellular component: membrane. Gene Ontology annotation, molecular function: protein binding.
AUGUUCCAACCCGAUAAUGUUGUUAAAAUUGAUGAAAAAGAAUACAAUCAAAUAGGUUGCUUUAGAACAGAUUCAGGACCACUGAUAAAAAGUCUAGAAAACAACGAUCCAGUCUUGGAUGGUGAAUACACCACUCGUGAAAAGAGCGUUGAGAAAUGUCUUAACGCUGCCCGCAGGAAAGGAAACAAGAUGUUCGCUUUGAAAAACGGAGGAGAGUGCCUGUCUUCUACGGGCGGCCAUCUUGACGUUAAAACAACAUAUGAAGAGUCUGAUGAGUGCGUGAAUGACAAGGGAGGAGUUAAUGCAAUGAAAGUAUAUAUAAUAAAAGACGUAAAUAAAUUUCUCUUUACAGAAAACGACAACGCCGCCUACAAGAAACCAGCUUCCCAGUCAGGCGUAGUUAAAGAUCCUUCCUUUGCAACAGAUGGCAGUCGCUUCAAUUCACCCACAGAAACCUGUAGCCUAACCAGUUCACAGAAAGACCCGUGGUGGCGAGUUGACUUGGAAAAGGAAAUUUUAGUUCGCGAUGUACACAUCUAUAUAUUUUCUUCAUCGCAAGUGAAUUACGUGCUCGAGAUAAGAAUCGGAAAUCAUGAUGAGCCAGAUUUAAAGGAUAAUUCUUUAUGUGGAAAGUCGUUUCGUUUUAGGAGGGAAGCUUGGCGAAGAGCUCGUUGCCCUAUCCCACUGCUAGGAAGAUUUGUCACCAUAACCAGGCUCGUGGAUAACGGAAACUUAAUGCUGUGUGAGGUUGAAGUUCGACCAGAAGCAACAGAUCACGUCCAAACAAGAAUGUCUUACCCUCGUCAAAGAGGUGAUCUCUCUGUUCUCGAAAGUCAUUAUGUUGUGGGAACAGUAAACUGUUUAAGCUUUCUUUACUACAUAUCUGGAGAGGAUGUUGGCAAAUUAAAUGUCUACAUUGUUGGACAAGAUGAAGCGACAUCGUUGCUGUGGCGAUUGGCUGGUAACCAAGGAAACGAGUGGCACCCUGCUCAACUACCUGUUAAUGCUACCGAAGGUUUCAAGAUUAAGUUUGAAAGUGUAAGUGAUGAUGGAAGUUCUGGAGAAACUGGCAUCCGGGAUAUCAGGACAGGGGUGAAUUCUAGUUGCACAUGCACUCCGCUUCGGGCAUGUGCAAGACUGACAGGAUUUCACUCGGCUAUAAUCGGCCACAUACCUAGUUAUCAGGACCAGCUAAUGGAGUGGCUAUCUGAAUCAGGAUUUGGCGAUAAGUACUGGAAUCCAUGCUAUAGAGGAACAAAAGAUGGCUGGUCAAAUGCUAACUUCCACAGUAACUGUGAUAACAGAGGCCCUACAAUAACUUUGGGAAGAAAGGAUUCCUUCAUAUUUGGAGGGUUCUCUGAUCAUAGCUGGAAUGCGAUUAAUCAAGCUCAAAACGUCCCUUCAAGCAACGCGUUCCUUUUCAGUCUAAGUCCCUUCAACCCGAAUGAUGGGCCUAAAAAGCUAGCAGUGUUACCUGAGAAGAGACACCAGGCUAUUAGGAGGUACAAGCAAGGCGGCCCUUGCUGGGGAAAAGAUAAAGACGAGCUAUGUUUCAACAACCAGCAGGUUACUACAGAAAUCAAUGCUAGUGGCGUGUACGAUGUCAGCGGAAUUUCCAAUCCCACUACAUAUUUUACCGGCGAAUCUUCCUUCCAGGCUGAUGAUGUUGAGGUCUUUACAAUUGGAGAUUCUUUGUGCGAUCCACCUUGCUUGGAAGGGGAAAGCUGCGAUGAAAUCGCGGGAAAAUGUGUUUGCGAUCCAACCAGGAGAGACGAGGAAAUGUGCAGGCGACGGCAAGAGUUGCAGAAGCUUAGAGACGAACGAUGUAGUGUUCAAUGGAAUCCAAUACGAAAAAGUAACUGUUGGGGACGAUUCUUCGCUCGAUAUGACAAAGGACAUAUCUACUCUACUCCACAGUGGCGGUGUUACUAUGAAGAGGCGCUGACCAGGGAUCGCAGGCGAUAUGACACAACAAAACGAUCAUCUUGUUAUCACACAACACACAGCGAGUUGGAAAGUCUCACAAAUGAAGACAGAAAUUGUCGACCUCUUGGAAUGGGGAGCGGCGCCAUACUUGACUCGCAGAUUACAGCUUCUUCUGAAUACUCUUCUCCUCUCGCACCUCGUGGAGCGCGGCUGAAUUCUCAAGUUUAUGCGGGUUCCUGGUCGGCACUUGUUCUUGAUGUUAACCAGUGGUUGCAGGUUGAUUUCUUACAAAACGUUACGUUGUCUAAAGUGGCGACUCAGGGAAGACACGGCUAUCCCCAGUGGGUGCUAAGUUACUUGCUGUCUUACAGUAUGGAUGGAAGCGCUUUUGAAACUUACAAGCAGUGUGGUGGAGAUAAGGUGAGCUAACACAUACAUGGUUGAAAAAUUGUAUGGCCUGGGGACGAGAUUAGUCGUGCAAACGCUUGGAAGACUAUUUGGGGACCGGAAGAACGUCGUGAGUUGGUGUGUGAUUUUGUUUUUGUCUUAUGUUUGCG